AUGCCGCCGCACAGUAGAGGCGGCAAAGGCAAAAGACGGGAUACGUCUCCCGUCGCGCAACCAGAUAACGGACCACCAACUCUGCACCCGUACCUCGACACUCUACCAUCACCAACAGAACUCAUUCCAGAUCAACCAACACCAAAGGUAUUCGAGCCUACCGAUCCAGUACCAUCCACGUCUCCAACGAUCGACAAUGACUACGAAGAUGGCGACUCCUCAUCCAUCGGCGAAGAUGAAGAAGAAUUCGCCUCGCACUACUCCCGCAACUCCCCUGCCUCCACAGACGUCUCUGAUGACGCCGAGGACGACGAAGAUGACACGACCACCUACUCAACCAACAACUUCGCCCUAUCCCCAAACACCCGCCAUGAACGCCUCCAGCGCGUCUCCUCGGUCCCGAUGAACGCUCCUCAACGACCACCACUACCCACACUCCACUCAUCCGCUUCACUGCGGCUCCCUCCUCCGCCACCACCGCCAUUGUACCCGCCGUUCUACAAUCGACCGCCGACACCACUACCGCCAUCGCCAUCACUCACAUCCCUUCUACGACCACCUUCGAUUCUGAACAGGAGCACAACAUCCACCCGGCCCCCAUCCCCGUCCAGCGCCUCCGAUGUCGAAACUCCAGGUGGCGAGCUCUCCACCGCCUCGCAAAUUCACCACUCCGCCCGGCGCGCGAACCCACUCCCGCCGACCUCCCCCAAAGUCCCCACUUAUGAGUACUACGGCUUUGUGCUAUACUUGGCCUCCACUUUGUCCUUCAUCAUAUACCUACUGUGGAGCUACCUCCCCUCCCCCUUCCUCCACGCACUGGGCAUCACAUACUACCCGAACCGGUGGUGGAGUCUAGCGAUUCCAAGCUGGAUCGUGAUGGGCCUCGUAUGGAUCUACGUCGCACUAUCGAGCUACAACGUCGAGUAUAUGACCUUGAGCAUGGACCGAGUGGAGUGCAUGGUCGACGAUGCCGCGAACGUCGCCAUACUCGACCAAAAAGGCAGGCUACGGAAGGGCGGUAGCAGGGCUUAUCAAAGGGAGGUUGAGGAGAGAAGGCGGAUCGAAGACGCGCGGCGAUCAUCUAUCGUCAAGGGGAAGCGGAAAGCGAGUGGCUAUGCCAGCGGCAGCCAAGGGAGGUCCACCGCCAUGAACAGCAGUGGUGGCGGUGGCAAGAAGCAGAAGCAGAAGCAAAAGCAAAAAGCUGAAGAUCGAGAGCGUCGCCGGAAAGUCUCGGCUUCGUCGAACAACUCAACCAGAGCACCGUCCCUCCAGCGGAACAGUGCCAUUGACCAGGGAUCGGAGACUGACGAAUACGACUACCUCUCCACCCUCCCCACAUCAUACCCAGCAGAUGGAAUCGAUCUAAGCUACAAACAGAUCUGGAACCAAGGCACGGAUGCUGUGAUGGAUGUUCCGCUUGGUGGGGUUUGUUUGGUGCUUUAUGGCGAGGACUGA
Molecule: messenger RNA, 1455 nt
Organism: Cyphellophora attinorum
Lineage: Eukaryota; Fungi; Ascomycota; Eurotiomycetes; Chaetothyriales; Cyphellophoraceae
Exons: 1
Coding region: 1-1455 (484 amino acids)
Source: RefSeq, a predicted model, not a curated record